AUGGGAAAUCUACAUCCGUCUCGUAUCGAACGUCCUGAAUUAAAUGAACGUGAAUUAUCUUAUAUAGUUCUUCAUACACAUUUUACACGAAAACAAAUCAAUGAUUUUUAUGUUCGUUUUUUAUCUUAUUAUCCACGUGGUUAUGUAAAUUUUGAUCAAUUUUGUGAUUUAUAUUGUGAUGAAUUAAAACAUUUAUAUAAUUCCCGACCAUUACUUGAACGAAUAUUUCAUCAUAUUGAUACAGAUAAAAAUGGACAAUUAAAUUUUAAAGAAAUACUUUUUUUCAAAGCAAUAAAUAUGCCUGAAACAGAUAUUGAUGAAAAAUUUCGAUGGAUUUUUUUUCUUUACGACACAAAUCAUGAUCAUCAAAUUGAUAAACAUGAAUUUAUUAAUUUAUGUCAUUUUGCUUAUUAUAUUCAUGGAAAAUUAUUAACAACAAAACGAUUGUAUGAAUUAAAUAAUUUAUUUGAAAAAUUUGAUAUCGAUGAUAAUCAACAAUUAAAUUGUAAUGAAUUUACUGAAUUAUGUAAACAAUGUACAGAUCUACUUGAAUUAAUAACACCAAUGUUUACUAAUACAAAAUGGAAUACUAAAAAAGAUCAUCAUCUUCCAAAAUAUUCAACAACAACAACAACAAAUGAACUUACAUCCGAUCGAAUAGAAUAUUUAAUGAAACGAACAAAAUUUACUCGUGAACAAAUUUUAAAUUAUUAUGAAUCAUUUCGAUGUCGUUGUCGUUCAGGUCGAUUAUCAAAAAGUGAAUUUAUUAAAUUUUAUCAAAAAUUAUUACAAUCAAAUUCAGCUGAAACAUAUUGUGAAUUUUUAUUUCGUGCUUUUGAUAGUUUAUCUAAUAAUGGUUUUAUUGAAUUUGAUGAAUAUCUUAUUGCAAUUUAUAUACAUAGUAAUGCAAGUACAGCACGAGAAAAACUUGAAUGGCUUUACAAAGCUUAUGAUCGUGAUGAUGAUGGAUUUAUUAGUUAUAAUGAAAUAAAUCAAAUAGUUCAUGCAUUAUUUAUUUUAUAUGGUAUUGAUCGUGAAAAACAUAGUGUUGCGUAUGUAGCAUAUGAUAUUAUGGCAACAUUAGAUUUAAAUGAUGAUGAUAAAAUAUCCAAACAAGAAUUUAUGAAUAUACUUAAACAUAAAGAACUUACCAGUUUUUUGGCACCAUCACUUGUAAAACAAAGUUAA
Molecule: messenger RNA, 1188 nt
Organism: Adineta steineri
Lineage: Eukaryota; Metazoa; Rotifera; Eurotatoria; Adinetida; Adinetidae
Source: the annotation of a GenBank genome assembly